UUUUUACCACGGAUACGAACCACAUCUAUUUUACGAGAUACGAUUUUAACGAUACGGUCGCAAGAUGUAUGUGACUUGUAGUUCACAUUCCGAACGAAAAUAAACGAGGUCGUUAGUGUGCGAGGGUGUUUCGAGUUUCAAGCGUUACAGGCUGCGGGCCAUGAUGAGGUCCAUUUGAUUGUAUAAAAGCUUUCGCUCACUUUCGCUUUGUAGCAUCAAGUGGAUCGGAGCCUUUCGUAGCCUCUCACUCAUCUAAUUACGCAGUACUUUGUUUUCGAAGAAAGCGAGAAACCAAUAAACCAAAGUACAAGCAAAGAAAGAAGAAGCCUCUCACUCCUAAAGGUUCUCUAGCCCUGACUUGCCUCGAGUCUUAACUUGUUUUUGCUACUUUGCUGCAUUGCUCCAUUGCUGAUUGAUUGCUGACGAUUGUUGACGUUCAGAUCAUUUGCAACUGAAAGUGAUCUUAUUCUUGCUGGAGCAAAAUGCCGAAGGCCAAAGGCAGAAAUGCAUUCUUUUUUUUCAUGGCCUCUUGGAAGAAACGCGAGGAGGCGAAAGGGCGCAAGUUUCCUAAUGGAUUCAAAGACGUUCAACAGGAUCCAGAUUGUAACGACGAAUGGCGGAAUUUAAGUAAACCUGAAAAAGCCCCAUACGAAGAAAUGGCCAAACAAGAUAAAAUUAAGUCACAAAUAUCAAACCAAGAUAAGAAAACAUCAUACGGAGAGUCAAUAUCUAUGCUGGAACAGAAGCAAAAAGAAGCAGAGUUGUUUAAGAUGAAGAUGCAGGAAAAUAUAAAACACAUAGUUGAUUCAGCUGCAAAUCUUAAUAUUUUGUCACAAUCAAAAUUUUGCUUUGUACAUGUUAACCAUUUUUUCCACAUGAUUGUUAACAACUGUUCUGAUUAUUUCCCGGCUGAAUAUGCAUUUGGAAUCUUCUCACUUGAGAAGGGUAUAGAGGAUGUACAUCAUGCAAUUGUUAGUGCCCCAAUUCCUUUGGGAUAUAGACGGGAGGCAAUGGAGGAAAGUCAAAAUUCUCAUAAUAUCCCAGUAGAAUAUCCAGGUGGAGAGACUAAUUUUGCUAAUAUGUAUGACGAUUUGGUCAAAUUUCUAGAAUGUAGAAAACUUGGGGAUAAAUAUCCUUAUUUUUAUACAACAAAAAAAUUCUACGAUCCAGUGCAAUCUUUGAUAUCAAGACUAUGUAAAGCAGCAAACGAAGAGAACCAAUUUAUAAUUUACGAAAUGGAGUCAUUGUUUAAUCAUUUGGCAAAUGAAAACUACAGAAAAAGGACAGAUCGAGAUAUGCGGUUUAUUCCUGUUUAUGCUGAAAACGUGUUUACACGCUAUACGUAUAUCUUUGAUAAAGGAUUUGAAUGUCAUCUUCAUAAAUAUAUUGAUGGAGGAAGUGAAUGGUGCAGUAAAUCUGUGUUGUACCAAUGGGCAUGGACAUUAUGUGAUGAGUUUUGUGAACCACUUGGGAUCGAAAUGAAGUCAGGGGUACAUAAACCUCUUACAAAGCCUGAACAAGAGAACUUUUCUGUCGUGACAAAUUUGCUGAGUAACCUAAAAGUUAAGGAUUCUGCUUCCAAAUCUACACCUGAGUCCAGUGCAAUUUUAUCUAUGACAGGCGUGAGUGAGCAACAUAGAAUAAAAGUUUCUGGUAGAACAUAUGAAGACGAAAUGCGCCGCCGAAAAGAAUCGAAACCAGUACAAAUUAUUGAUUACAGUAAAGUACAAGAAUCUACCAGUGUUGAUAAACCUAAAAAUUCUGUUGAUAAAUCUGUUAAAACAACUAUUGAAGAAAAUACUAAAAAUGUACCAAACUAUUUGAAUGAAAAACCAAUGAGACCUCCAAAUAUUGAACAACCGCCUUUUCUUGGAUGUGCAAAAGACUUUUUGCUAUCAGAUGAUGAAAGCUUUCCUCCUAUUGGUGGAAGAGGCGUAUCUAUCAGAUCUCGAAUAAAUACAAUAAAAAAAGCGCCUUUAGGCAAAGGUCAAGGACACACGUGAGUCAGAUUUUGGAGGAAUGCAUAACAGAUCUAAUAUAACUUCUGACAACGAUAUUUGAUGAAGGUGAUUAAUAAUAUAUUUUUACAUUGAAAAGAUUCUUUAUAAUAUAGCAAUUUAUUUUACAAUCAUAAUGCCAAAGAAAUUUUACAUUCAUUUAACAAUAGUACUUAAGUAAAAAUUCUCAUUUAUAUGUUAAACAUUUAUUUUGAAAUAAGAGAAUUUUUUCAAUAAUUUGUUUAAAUUUACAUUUAUCUGUAAGGAAAACUGAUGAUAUGAUACAUUUUGUUGUUGUUUGAAGUACUGUUCUGAUGAUAU
Messenger RNA from Solenopsis invicta (red fire ant), 2318 nucleotides. RefSeq names its product protein maelstrom 2. Gene Ontology annotation, biological process: spermatogenesis; negative regulation of DNA-templated transcription; piRNA processing. The transcript is spliced from 10 exons. NCBI's taxonomy places the organism in Eukaryota, Metazoa, Arthropoda, Insecta, Hymenoptera, Formicidae. Bases 483 to 2003 code for a protein of 506 amino acids. The record is from RefSeq and is a predicted model, not a curated record. Gene Ontology annotation, cellular component: P granule; nucleus. Gene Ontology annotation, molecular function: sequence-specific DNA binding.